Messenger RNA from Verticillium alfalfae VaMs.102, 426 nucleotides. RefSeq lists its product with no specific name. The record is from RefSeq and is a predicted model, not a curated record. The coding region runs from base 1 to 426 and encodes 141 amino acids. NCBI's taxonomy places the organism in Eukaryota, Fungi, Ascomycota, Sordariomycetes, Glomerellales, Plectosphaerellaceae. The transcript has a single exon.
AUGCUGAUGCCCUCAGCCUUCUCGUGCGAUGCGUCGCAGCAGCACUACCAGUCAUAUCCUCACACUCGCCUGCAGUCGGCCCUCUUCGCCUCGCCGCCCGCCAGCCCUCCUACCCUUGCCUCCGCGCCCGCCAUUGGCAACAUCUUCAACACCUGCCGCUCGCUGCAGUCUCUCCUCACAACACCACCACCACCAGAGCGCGCGCAAUUGACGCAGCUGCCCACACCGCCCAUGGCUCACGCGCCAUCGCCUAUCAAGCUCCGUCUGCGCCCUCGCGCGCCAAGGCCCGACAACUCCUCUGCCCCCGACUCCCGCCCUCGCAAGAAGAUUGUGAAGCGCGCGCCCCCCCCGGGGGGAAAAACAAGCGCCCGUCGCGGUGCCGACGAACGAACCUUGGCCGCAUUGGACCUCCCCCAGCGACGAUGA